This is a messenger RNA of Lodderomyces elongisporus, 1917 nucleotides long. It is a transcript of the gene RTG3, whose product is annotated as Rtg3p. Gene Ontology annotation, biological process: regulation of transcription by RNA polymerase II. The record is from RefSeq and is a predicted model, not a curated record. NCBI's taxonomy places the organism in Eukaryota, Fungi, Ascomycota, Pichiomycetes, Serinales, Debaryomycetaceae. The transcript has a single exon. Gene Ontology annotation, molecular function: RNA polymerase II cis-regulatory region sequence-specific DNA binding; DNA-binding transcription factor activity, RNA polymerase II-specific; protein dimerization activity. Bases 1 to 1917 code for a protein of 638 amino acids.
AUGGAUCAAUUCUUAAAAGAUAGUCCUUCUGAUUUCACUUCCGUUGACGAACGGACUUUUGCUCGCAACUCUGCGAAUGCAUUAGAAGAGAACUUGAACGAUUUGCCAAACUUUGUUUAUAACCCUUUGCAAUUGGACCUAAAUGAAAAUAAGUCACCGCAGGACACGAAUAAGCAGCUGGAAAAUGAAUUGCAAAAUACUGAAGCUUAUUUUAAUUUUGAUAUCAAUAAACCGGGCUCUGAGAUUGAUGAGUUGAAUUACACAAGUAAUGACGGGAAAAACAAUUUGCUCAAGUUCGACAAUUCAAGUAAUUCCGCUAACGAUUACGAUGACACGCAAAAUAGUUCUAAUGUCUAUGACAAUAAUUUUGGAAAUACUUCUUCAACCACUGCUCCUAAUGCUACUGCUGCUACUGCUGCUACUGCUGCUACUGCUGCUACUGUUGAUGCCGUUGACGCUGUUGACGCUGUUGGCUCUGUUUCUGGAUUUCCUAUGCAACAACUGGCAGAAUUUGGCGAAACCAAUUUAGAUGCACAAUUGGAAAACAACAAUGAGUCUACGUUUGAGGCUGGAGGUGAUUACCUUAGUCCCAUGGGAUUCACAUAUAGUCAACAACCGCAACAACGCGCAAACCUGAACUACCAACAACCACAGCAACUGCAACCACAGCAACCACAGCAACAACAGCAAUUUCAACAACCUCAACAACCUCAACAAACGCAACGUCCAAUUCAGAGGCAACAACCUCAGCAAUUUAGGCAAUCUCAACAGGAAUUUUCUACAGACUCCAACCAGUUUUUAAACUCUAACCCAGGGUCGUUUACCAAUGAGCCAUUUUUGGACGACGUGGCAUUUUCCCAAGCAAUAUUAGGUCCACAACUAAACUCGCCCCCAUUUGAAGCGAGCGCCAAACAAAGCUCUUCACCUCAGCCAAUAUCACCUUUGCUCCAAAGUUCACAGGCAUAUAUCAACCCUAUCAACUCAACCAAUCUUGAUGAACUAAUAUCUCCCGGUAAAAACUUUGAAGACACAUCAUAUUUGAGUCCGCAAUAUUUUUCACCUCCUAACAAAGCAGGCGCUCACUUUAACUCAUUGCGAUCGAUAGCUGAACACGGAGGGUUUGACCAAAAUACUGCAAAUUCAAACAUGUUUAGUCCUAACAUAUCAAGACAUGGCAGUAUAAGUGGACCUGGAGCUUAUUCAGAUGCAGCCCAAAUUCCUCAACAACUGCUCUCAAACCAACAGCCAGGAAAUAAUACAUACCUAUCUCCACAAUUAGAUCCACUGUCUUAUGUAUCGCCUGAUUUCUAUGGUGGCUCAUAUCUAAACUCACCACCACCAAACGACCGCACUUAUCGUGCUAACUUAUAUGACCCUGGUCCGACAAAUGCUAUGAGUACUUCAAUCCCAAACCAUGGUUUUAAGCAAGAGAAUUGGGGUGCACUAUCUCCUCCUCCAACGCAGUCGUCAAUUUUAAGCACAUCUGUACCAGGAAAAUCCAGCCAAUCAACAUCUACGAGAGACUCGACGCACCUCUCGGUUCCGACGAAACAAUUAUCCAAGGAGGAGAAAUUAAAAAGGCGUAGAGAGUUUCAUAAUGCAGUUGAACGAAGACGUCGUGAUUUGAUAAAAGAGCGUAUAAAGGAGCUUGGUAUUAUAGUGCCGCCCUCACUACUAAAUCCCCAAUUGUGUGCAGUGCAAACUUUGCAAAGGAAAAAUAGCGUAGAAUCCAAUGAUCUUAGUGACUUGAUUGGUUCAAUAAAGGUCAAGGAUACCAAACCUAACAAGUCUGCCAUUUUGAAUAAAUCCGUGGUUUAUAUGAACCAUUUGAAUUAUGUUUUACAACAGCAACAGAAAACGCGGGAAGACUUGACUCGCCAGAUUGAGAGCUUAGAAGCAGAACUAAGUUAUCUUUAA